This is a messenger RNA of Pangasianodon hypophthalmus (striped catfish), 3090 nucleotides long. It is a transcript of the gene nvl, whose product is annotated as nuclear VCP like. The transcript has 23 exons. The coding region runs from base 282 to 2915 and encodes 877 amino acids. Gene Ontology annotation, molecular function: ATP binding; preribosome binding; ATP hydrolysis activity. Lineage: Eukaryota; Metazoa; Chordata; Actinopteri; Siluriformes; Pangasiidae. Gene Ontology annotation, biological process: ribosome biogenesis. The record is from RefSeq and is a predicted model, not a curated record. Gene Ontology annotation, cellular component: nucleus.
GUCUGCAUUUCUUUAAUGCAAGAGAAGAAUACUCGCUUCACAUGGCAGGUCUCGAGUCGGAAAACAUUGUUUUUUUCUUGUUUUUUUUUUUGAAGUAUAAACUAAUACUUUUUUAGACAAACCGUGUGGGUUUAAUGUGUUGUUGUGUUGAGGUUUUGCACCUGUGACGCUGUGCUAAGUCACAUAGCAAGCUAAUGCACUCAUUGCUAACAGCUUUCUAAACGAAAUGAAAGCGGGAUGCAGUCAGGAGUUAGCUUAAUGUAAAGAAAAAAGAAGAAAAGAUGAAGAACAGAAGUAGUGGCUACAUAGACCAGCGACUCAAACAGAGAGUUGAACAGUACCUGAAAUCCAACGACAGUCAGUAUGUUGAUGUGGCUGAAAUGGCCGCAGACCUUCAGCAACAGUACAGGCUAGAUUAUGGCAGAAGGAACAAAACAGCUUUUAGGAUACAAGUGGAAAAAGUGCACAGGGUGAUAUGUAAUGAGUCUGGGCUCUCAGCACUGGAAGAGAAACACUUGGCUAAAAGAGCAAGACGCAGUAAAGAGGAUGAUGGUGAGGACAGCAGUGUGUUGAGUGACAGCACAGACAGCGAGGCAGAUUUCUCUGAAAAUGAGAACACCAAUCACAUGAACAACUCGCUGAUGUCCCUGUAUUGCAAGGGGAAUCCUGAGAACGGAACCCGUUCAAAGGAGCAGGGCACCAGUAGCCCAAAUCCAGCCUCUCAGAAGGGUUCAUCAGCUGAGGGCAGCAGUAGCAGUUGUACCCCUCAUCCCUCCACCACCGCUGUGUCUGCAGGCGGCUGGUUCAUUGAUAAGACAGGAAGAAAAGAUCAGGAAAACAUCCUGAUUGACCUGUGUGAUGAGGAGGCAGCCAGCCCUGCUGUCAAUAAAGACACUGAUUUGUCAGUGCUGGAGCCUGAAAGGAAGCCAAAGAAGAGCAAGAAGAAAGAAAAAAGAAAAAUCCAGAGAGAAGGAGAAAGCAAAGAUGUAGACGCAGACAUUGCGGAAAGCGUCAUGUCAAAAAAAGCCCGGACCAAGCCUCCCGAACUUCAACAUUCCACAGUGAAGUUUGAAGACGUUGGCGGCAAUGAAGAAACUCUGACGGAGUUGUGUAAAUUGCUCAUCCAUAUGCGUCAUCCUGAAGUGUACCAACAGCUAGGAGUGGUGCCUCCCCGAGGUUUCCUUCUUCAUGGGCCGCCCGGCUGUGGAAAAACCCUCCUCGCCCAAGCUGUUGCUGGGGAAAUGGAGUUGCCCAUACUGAAGGUCUCUGCUCCAGAGCUGGUGUCGGGCAUUUCAGGGGAAUCAGAGCAGAAACUACGGGAGCUGUUUGAGCAAGCUGUGAGCAGUGCUCCCUGCAUUCUGUUCAUUGAUGAGAUUGACGCCAUCACCCCAAAGAGAGAGGUGGCCUCCAAGGACAUGGAGAGGCGAAUUGUUGCUCAGUUACUCACCUGCAUGGAUGACUUGAAUUCCUUAAGCAUCCCAGCACAGGUCUUGGUUAUUGGAGCCACCAACCGGCCUGAUUCUCUAGAUCCGGCUUUGAGAAGAGCAGGACGUUUUGACAGAGAAAUCUGUCUGGGAAUACCGGAUGAAGGAGCACGUCUCAAAAUUCUUAAUACUCUUUGUCGGAAGCUUAAGCUGCCAGCAGACUUUGACUUUGCACAGCUGGCACGACUCACACCUGGGUACGUUGGUGCAGAUCUGAUGGCACUGUGCCGUGAGGCAGCCAUGACUGCUGUUAACCGUGUCCUGCUGCAGCAGCUCGAGACUGGCACCAUGUGUCAGAACAUCACUGAUGUCCAGAAUGAUCUCAGUGCAAAGCCCCAAGACAUGAGCAUGUCUAGUGAUGUGGCAGAAGAGAGUGGCCAGGCUUCUGAUGAUUUAAGUGCACAGCAGGGGGAGCUAGAACAGCUGCUUUCUCUGCUGAGGAACAGCAAGUCUCUGAGCGAGGAACAGCUUGCUGAUCUCUGCAUUGUCAUGGAUGACUUCAGGGCGUCACUGGCACGGGUCCAACCAUCUGCCAAGCGUGAAGGCUUCGCCACUGUGCCUGAUGUCACCUGGGAUGAUAUCGGUGCACUGCAAGACAUUCGCGAGGAACUCACUAUGGCCAUCUUGGCUCCUGUACGUAGUCCAGAGGAGUUCAAAGCUCUGGGAUUGAGUGCCCCUGCAGGAGUGCUGCUUGCUGGACCUCCAGGCUGUGGAAAAACCCUUCUUGCAAAAGCUGUUGCUAACGAGUCUGGUUUAAACUUUAUUUCCGUUAAGGGCCCCGAGCUACUGAAUAUGUAUGUUGGUGAAAGUGAGCGGGCAGUACGCCAGGUGUUCCAGAGAGGACGAAACUCUGCACCGUGUGUGAUCUUUUUCGAUGAGAUUGAUGCCCUUUGCCCCCGACGUUCGGGCCAUGAGUCUGGAGCCAGUGUGCGCGUGGUGAACCAGUUGCUGACUGAGAUGGACGGGUUGGAGACACGCCGCCAGGUUUUCAUCAUGGCUGCCACCAACCGGCCAGAUAUCAUUGAUCCAGCAGUGCUUCGACCAGGGCGUUUGGACAAAACGUUGUACGUGGGUUUGCCUCCGCCAGAAGACAGACAUGCCAUAUUGCUCACUAUUACUAAGGGAGGAACUAAGCCUCGUCUGGACUUGGAUGUAAUCUUGGAGGAAAUUGCCCAUGACGAACGGUGUGACUGUUUCACUGGGGCAGACUUGUCUGCGCUAGUUAGAGAGGCUUCUGUUAAUGCUUUAAGAGCCCACCUCUACUCUCAAACAGCUCUUGCACACACAGGGCACACAUUCUCCUCCAGCUCUGUUAAGGACAUACGGGUCAGCAGGCAGAAUUUUGAAGAUGCUUUCAAGAAGGUGCGGCCAUCUGUGUCCAAAAAGGACCAGCUGAUGUACGAGAAACUGCGAGAAUCUCUCACCAGAUAGGCCACGUUACUGCGGUGUGGCAGUCAAGCUGAUGGACAGUUGUGCUUUUUGUGGACACCAUCUUUUGUCAACAUUUUGUUUUGAUUGAUGUAUAACUUAGAAAUAUUAUUCCAUUGACCUCAAUUCCAUGAGAGCCAUGUUGAAAUAAAAAAUGAGGCAAAGUGCCACAAUAACA